Molecule: messenger RNA, 465 nt
Organism: Mesorhabditis belari
Lineage: Eukaryota; Metazoa; Nematoda; Chromadorea; Rhabditida; Rhabditidae
Source: the annotation of a GenBank genome assembly
AUGGCCUCAUUUCGCUCACAGACCGGCUACAAUUGGCUUCACCGAUGGCUUCUCGAUUUGGCUUGUUGCCGAAAACGCUCACAAUCAGUGAUUCUCCCCACGCAUGUCUCGGGAAAGACUCUUGAAUUGCAAAAGAGGCUAUUCACAAUCAUACUCGCGCAGAUAAUCGUUGUUUUUGUGACACUCGGUGCGCCGAUGCUUAACCUUUUAAUCUUCAUCUUUUUGAAAGUCUUUCAAAUCAAUGACUCGUGGUAUCAAAAAUCGCCUGUGGUAGCAGCGGUAAACGCUCUGUCACCCCUGCUCGGCUCCUAUCACUCACUGCUCAACUCGAUGAUCGUGAUCUGGGUGACAAAGCCGUAUCGAUAUCAUCUCCUCAACAUGUUGGGCAUCAUGAAGACCCUCCCGAAACGCCCGUUCCACACCAACAUGACCUCUCGAAUUGGAAUGAAAAAGGUCACUGGCUUG